UGUUCCUCCAUAAAUGGCGGAGGCUUAAGGGGACGCCAUUGGAAGCCGAUGGAGACCAGCUCUGGAUCCUCCGUCCAUUCAGUGCCUUCCUCUCUCUGCUUCAAAUACUCCUCCAUCUCACCGCAUCUCCCAUUGCAUCGCGCACUAUUGCCAUUGCUAUUCUCUGUUGUAGUUUUUCUGUUUCCAUUUUUUGUUCGUCCGUCGCAGUUUCCGAUCCACAAUGUCGUGGCAGACGUACGUCGACGAUCAUUUGAUGUGCGACAUCGACGGCACCGGCCACCAACUCGGCGCCGCAGCUAUUCUCGGCCACGACGGCGUCGUCUGGGCGAAGAGCGCCGCAUUUCCUGACCUCAAACCAGAUGAAAUCAACGGUAUACUGACUGAUUUCAACGAGCCAGGACAUCUCGCCCCAACCGGUCUGUUCUUCGGCGGCGCAAAAUACAUGGUGAUCCAAGGCGAACCAGGCGCCGUCAUCCGUGGAAAGAAGGGGUCGGGAGGGAUAACCAUCAAGAAGACGGGGCAAGCGCUAGUUUUUGGUGUGUAUGAGGAGCCGGUGACGCCGGGACAAUGCAACAUGGUUGUGGAGAGGCUGGCGGAUUAUCUGAUCGACCAGGGGAUGUAGGGCGAUUUGUCUUGUCGAGGAAAAGCUUAUGGGCAGGGGAGUUUAGUGAUAUGAUAUGUGUAUUUGCAUUUGGUGUUUUAGCUAUAGCUAGGAUUCGAAAAAGGUAUGAAAUUAGGACAAAUAAUUGAGCACCCUUUGUUGGUGAUUUUGGAAUUCAGACACAAAACUAUGUUACUUCUACUUAUAUCAUAGAUGCUUACAUAUAUCUUAAUACA
Molecule: messenger RNA, 837 nt
Organism: Andrographis paniculata
Lineage: Eukaryota; Viridiplantae; Streptophyta; Magnoliopsida; Lamiales; Acanthaceae
Product: profilin-2
Exons: 3
Coding region: 221-622 (133 amino acids)
Cellular component (GO): cell cortex
Molecular function (GO): actin monomer binding
Source: RefSeq, a predicted model, not a curated record